Messenger RNA from Soboliphyme baturini, 1998 nucleotides. NCBI's taxonomy places the organism in Eukaryota, Metazoa, Nematoda, Enoplea, Dioctophymatida, Soboliphymatidae. The record is from the annotation of a GenBank genome assembly.
AUGAAGUGGUUUACUUACGUUUUGGCCUGUGGGCUAUUCCUAGUCGUUUUCGGUGCCCAGACUACCGAUAAGCCACUCGGAACCGUGAUUGGUAUCGAUUUGGGUACAACAUAUUCCUGUGUCGGCGUUUACAAAAAUGGCAGAGUAGAGAUCAUAGCUAACGACCAGGGAAACCGGAUCACUCCUUCAUACGUUGCAUUCACUCCUGAAGGCGAACGUUUGGUCGGAGAUGCUGCCAAAAAUCAACUGACAAUUAAUCCAGAAAACACAGUUUUCGAUGUAAAAAGAAUUCUUGGUCGAAGCUGGGAAGACAAAGAACUGCAAAAUGACAGAAAACAUUGGCCUUUCACAGUUGAUAAAAAGGGAAAAUCAGUUGAAAUUAAAGUUUCGGUCAAAGGCGCUUCAAAAACUUUUGCGCCAGAACAGAUUUCAGCCAUGGUAUUAGAGAAAAUGAAGGAAACAGCCGAACAGUAUCUUGGCCAGAACGUUACGCAUGCUGUUAUUACUGUUCCUGCAUACUUCAACGAUGCGCAGAGACAGGCGACGAAGGACGCUGGUACAAUAGCAGGACUCACUGUUUUGCGUAUUAUAAACGAACCGUACUUUAAGUCAUUUUUUGUUUCUUUCUCUACAGUUCCUUUUAGUACUGCUGCUGCCAUUGCGUACGGUCUUGACAAAAAGGAAGGUGAAAAAAAUAUUUUGGUUUUCGAUCUCGGCGGGGGCACCUUCGAUGUGACACUGUUGACAAUUGAUAAUGGGGUUUUUGAAGUGUUGGCUACAAAUGGUGAUACCCAUCUUGGCGGAGAGGACUUCGAUCAGAAUGUCAUGGAAUAUUUUAUAAAACUAUAUGAAAAGAAACAUGGCGUCAAAGUAAGAAGUAGCAAUCAAGCGGUGCAAAAACUCCGACGUGAAGUUGAAAAGGCAAAAAGGCUGUUGAGUUCGCAACAUCAGGCGCGCAUUGAAAUCGAGUCAUUCUUCGGAGGAGAAGAUUUUAGCGAAACUCUUAGUCGUGCGAAAUUUGAAGAGUUGAAUAUGAAACUUUUCCAAGAUACUCUGAAACCUGUCCAGAAAGUUCUCGAAGAUGCUAAGUUACCUAAGAGCCAAGUAGACGAAAUUGUCCUCGUUGGUGGCAGUACGCGUAUCCCAAAGAUUCAGCAGCUCAUCAAAGAUUUCUUCAAUGGUAAAGAACCAAGUCGAGGCAUCAAUCCAGAUGAAGCCGUUGCUUUCGGUGCUGCGGUGCAAGCAGGCGUCAUAGCCGGCGAAGACGACACCGGCGAUCUGGUCUUACUCGAUGUGAACCCCCUUACUCUCGGUAUUGAAACUGUCGGCGGCGUCAUGACAAAACUGAUUGGCCGAAAUACCGUCAUUCCAGCAAAGAAGUCGCAGAUAUUCAGUACAGCGGCAGAUAGUCAACCAACUGUUACAAUUCAAGUCUUUGAAGGAGAACGACCAAUGACGAAAGACAACCAUCUUCUGGGUAAAUUUGAUCUGACUGGCAUUCCUCCUGCUCCACGUGGUGUGCCACAGAUUGAAGUUACUUUUGAAAUCGAUGUUAACGGAAUUCUGCACGUAACCGCCGAAGAUAAAGGCACUGGUAACAAAAACGACAUUACGAUAACCAGUGAUCACAAUCGCUUGAAACAAGAAGACAUUGAACGAAUGAUCAACGAUGCUGAAAAAUUUGCCGAAGAAGACAAGAAAGUGAAAGAGCAAGCGGAAGCUAGGAACGAACUAGAAUCGUUUGUCUACUCUCUGAAAAAUCAGGUGGGCGAUAAAGAAAAGUUAGGAGCGAAACUCUCUGCGAAAGACAAGGAAACAAUUGAAAGUGCAAUCGAAGAAAAGAUCAAAUGGUUGGACGAAAAUAAAUCCGCUUCUACUGAGGAAAUGAAAAAUCAGAAGAAAGAGUUGGAGGAAAUUGUACAACCCAUCAUCGGCAAACUGUACCAAGGACAGCCUGGCGGAGCUCCUCCAGCUCAGGAAGAGAAGGACGAACUUUAA